GGAGGUAAACGUAGCUGUGCACCUGUCUCGGUUGUCAUCACCUACCUGAACGUUCAGCCUCUUCCGGGAAGGCGGGGCUGUGAGAUGGUUCCCUUCAAACCAUUUCUCUCAAAUCCUCCAUAGCGCUGCGAUCCUCCUCCUGCACUCCGGCUCCAGCGACACAACGCGCGCUCUUGGAUUUUUUUUUCUUCUUCUUUAUUUUAUCUUUAAUGCCGUUCCCCCUCCAACCUGCUUUUAUUUCUUCGUAGAAUUUAAAAGUGAAGGGGUUUGCUUCGAGCGGCGGGGCAUGCUCGACGAGUGACACCAGUGCGCAGAGCCACCGGGAGAGAGAGGAGAGAGGCUACCGCGGUUCAUUACAGCCCGGGACACCAGACGGUACUACUGCACGACAGAGGACGCUACUUUGGAUUACUUUAGCGCGCAGUUUAUGGCCAGAACACGCCUCAGUUAAUACUGCCACAGUUUAACCCAUGCUUCUGUGCAUGUCGCUUUUAUUGACUGGAUAAUAAAUCCUUCACAUUUGCGCUGAGCGGAGGCGCGCAUACACUUCUGCGCUUUGUGCAGAUCGCAGCUACGGGAAAGCAGUAACCUGUAGCAGAAUAACAUUUUAUUUUUACUGUUUAUUUCAUUUAGAAAUAAUCAUUCCAACGUAUUUAUCACUGAAGAGGAGACUUGAGUUUUUCUUUUAUUUUUUUAUUUGAAUUUUUGAAACUCGGAGAAACCUGCGAAGCUCGGAUCAAGAUCAGGAUGCAACGCAGCUGAAAGCACGAGUUCGGGACUUUGGUGUUGAAAUCAUAUCAAAUCCACCUCCCCGGUACAGGACGGAGGCUGAAUGAGGAUGACUCUCGGCGGUGCGAUGCUGAUCCUGCUCCCCGUGUGCUGUCUGCUCUCCUCUGGCUCACUGGCAGCGAGCCUGGGCGGACUGGAAGACGUCGUCCUGGAAAGAGACACGUUCAAGGGCGUGGGGAACUUCAGCACCUUCCUGCUGGAUAGCUCGUCGGGCAUGCUCUUCCUGGGCGCCAGGGACGCGAUAGUGGCCGUGGACACCAACAAACCGAAGGCGUCUCCACGCGUGAUUGUUUGGGACGUACCAAAGGAGAAGAGGGAUUCUUGUGUGGCAAAGGGAAAAACAGAGGUUGACUGCAAUAACUACAUCCGCCUGCUGGAGUUCCUGGGAGACGGACGAAUCUACGUGUGUGGGACCUACGCCUUUGACCCCCAGUGUGCCUUCUUGGAGGUGUCCUCCUACACCCUGGAGAAAGCCGAGGACGGAGGGGUGAAGAUGGAGACGGGGAAGGGCAAGUGUCCCUUUGAACCCAGUCAACAUUACACAGCUGUUAUGGCAGGCGGCACCCUGUACACAGCAGCCACCAGUAACUUCCUGGGAACGCUCUUCGACAUCUCCAGGGCGACGGGCCCCGAGCAGGAGCGCAUCCGGACCGAGCGAUCCAUCAACUGGCUCAGCGACCCAGAGUUUGUCAGCUCAGCCUUCAUAGAGCAGUCCGCCGACAGCAACCCCACAGGAGACGAUGACAAAAUCUACUUCUUCUUCACUGAGGUGGCCAAAGAGUACGACCUGUACACCAAAGUCAAAGUGCCCAGGGUGGCACGGGUCUGCAAGUCUGAUGUGGGAGGGAUGAAGACUCUGCAGCGACGCUGGACCACUUUUCUCAAGGCCCAGCUAGUGUGUGAGGACAAACCCAGCGGUCAGCGCUACAACAUCCUAACCGACGUCUUCACCGCGCAACACACUCCAGGCGACCCCGGCAGCACUCACUUCUACGGACUCUUCACCUCCCAGUGGGAGCGUGAGGAGUUGUCAGCUGUGUGUGUCUUCAGUCUCUCUGACAUCAGCAAAGUGAUGGACGGUCCCUUCAAAGAGCUGAAGAAAACAUGCGACAACUGGAUCAAUCCUGAACCUGUUCCCACACCGAGGCCUGGCCAGUGUCUGAACAACGCGCUAAAGGCUGAAGGGUUCGAGUCGUCCCUGAAGCUUCCCGACAAAGUGCUCACCUUCGUGAGGGACCACCCCCUGAUGGAGAACAGCGUCACUGCUGCGCCGCUGCUCGUCCGGAAGGGCAUCAGAUACACCAAGCUGGCCGUCAGCCUGACGGGCAGCGGAGAGGAGCGGAGGGGGGCGGUGCUGCACCUCGGAACGGAUCGCGGAGAGCUCCACCGUGUGGCAGUGGUGGAUAAGAACGCCACCCUACUGCAGGAGAUUCCUCUGUUCACGUCUCUGGAGCCCGUCAACAAUAUAUUACUGCACCAGGGCCGGGCCCUGGUGGGCAGCCCCCUGUCUCUGGCUCGUGUCCGGGCUGAAGGCUGCGCUCUGUACAGCGGCUGCGAGGUGUGCGCCCGAGCCAGAGGACUGGGCUGUGUGUGGAAAGAGGAGGCCUGCAGACUCAGUACGGAACAGCCUGGUCCAGGUGACGUGGUGGACAAUGCCUUGAGAAAGUGUCAUCAAGAAGAAGGACGUUGCAAGCCGCCCAUCAGGGAGCUGCGCGUCUCCAAUGGCCUGCGCCUCUUGUUGCCGUGCGUCCAGCUGUCCCCCAGGCCCUGCACCUGGGAGCACCCCCCGCACCGACACACCAAGCAGCACAACUCUGACUUAGAGGUGACCGUCACAGACGACAGCCUGGGAACGUACGUCUGCACUUGCCAGGAGGCAGGGCCAGGCAUCACGGACCCCACUCCCUGCCGCCGAGCGGCCUAUCAGCUGACGCUGGAAGACCCCAGCGCCGGAGGAGCGGUCGCGAAAGCGGGGAGUCGCCACGUACUGGCCUUCUACAUCUUAUUCUUUUUCAUAGGCGCUCUGCUCGGUGGCAUCGCCCUGCACUGCGUGAACCGCCGCCGUGACAUCGCCCACCAGGGGCACCACCUGCCGGACAAUUCGCUGUCGUCGGAGAAGGGGCGGGAACUGCUGGGCUCCUCGGCCACCCCGCAGUCCCCCAGCAGCGCCAGCCUCCUGUCCGAGGGGUUCCGCCUGGCGGAGAAGCGAAACGGGACGGCGACCACGACCACGACCGCCACGACGCUCCUCAGCCACCAGGGCAACGGGGGUCACCACGGCAACAGUUACAGCGGCGGCCUGAUGAACAGCAACUCCAGCAACGGACACGGGAACUCCAUCUACGCCAACUGCAACGCGGGCGGCGGCCUCACGUUCGCCUCCGAAAUUCUAGCCGCGGACAUGCUGGACGGGAGGACGGGGGAGCGGGAGAGGGUGAGGCAGGAGGGAGGAGAGAGGGAGCUGGGGGACAGGGAUGAAGUCGACGGACUCGGGGACGGCUUUGGGGAAGGGAUUAAACGGCUAGAGGAGGAGAUCGCCAGCUUCCCCAUGUUCAAGUCGGCAGCACCGCUGGCGCAGUGCGAAGAGAGUUCAAUAUGACGGAAACGUGCUGCAUCCUUUCACAUCGUCCAAAUGAACUGACUCCUGCUGGGAUGAACGCAAAGCGGCUGCUGCCAAACGCCUUCGAAUGGGAGCUGUGGCACGACGAGAGACUACAGAGAUUUAUGAGAAAUAUAUAAUAAGUUAAUGUCUAAGUAUUUGAGAGAGACCUGUAAUAUAUGGCAGCGAAGUAAACCUGGUCGGGAUCGACUGUCACUCAGGACGAGAGCCACAGCCGAGUAAACCGAUGUACAUAGAAGAUGUAAAUACAAGCGGUGUGAAGUCGACUGCGAGCGUGAACGUUAUUUCAAAUGUUAACAAUACGAAAAGAAAUAAUCAAAGAUGAAAUAUCUACGUGCGUAGAUGUUGAAAAGCCAUAAUGUCCUCCUUUCCUUUCGUCGUUGUCGUCGCCUGCUCUCUCGUUUCCCUGAUGGCACUGCAAAGGGGAAAAAAGUGCACUUUUCUCUCAGCACCUCUGUCUGUCUCUCACCAUUUGAAUUUCUCAAUCUCUUGACACGCCACUCAAAUCUCAAACCUUGAUGGGUCCAAAUGUGACUGCUGAGCCAUAGACUGUCCAGUCAGACUGAACCGGUACUGGGCUUCAAACACAGAGGUGUCACCUUCAGAGACUGAAGACACGUAAAUCCACUGCAGAGCCCGCGGACGGCCUGCGGUGACUGUGACGGGGCUGUCCCUGUCUGCGGUGCUGCAGAGGUUGAGAGUCUGAUAUGUGUGGAAAACUGAAGAUGUGCAGCAGGUGCACGUGGACCGUUAAUGAGGCGGAAUUUCUUCUGAAGGACGUGGAGUUCGUUUCACAGCGAUGGACCUUGCCAAGCCGACAUCACCUCAUUUUGUGAGUGUGGAUUGAAGUAUAAUAAUGUAUUGUUUUUGUCAUGUUGUUUUGUAAUAAAAUUAAAAAAUAUUAAAAAAAAUAA
Messenger RNA from Mugil cephalus (flathead mullet), 4323 nucleotides. It is a transcript of the gene sema4f, whose product is annotated as sema domain, immunoglobulin domain (Ig), transmembrane domain (TM) and short cytoplasmic domain, (semaphorin) 4F. The record is from RefSeq and is a predicted model, not a curated record. The transcript is spliced from 15 exons. Bases 833 to 3388 code for a protein of 851 amino acids. NCBI's taxonomy places the organism in Eukaryota, Metazoa, Chordata, Actinopteri, Mugiliformes, Mugilidae. Gene Ontology annotation, molecular function: semaphorin receptor binding; chemorepellent activity. Gene Ontology annotation, biological process: positive regulation of cell migration; neural crest cell migration; semaphorin-plexin signaling pathway.